AUGCCCCAUGGCUUUCAGCAGGUUCAGUUGGAACUUGUCCCAACCCAAGCCCAGCUUCUUCCAUCAGACCUUGCCCAUCCAGCCAACAAAUUCAGGAAGUCAGGGCCUUCCCUGCAGCCCUGUGAGGAUAAGCUUGUAUCCCUGAUGGAGGACAGUGACUGGCCUGUCAGCCAGUGCUCCACCUGUGACAGAGUGAGCAGUGCCCAGCAUGUACCAGGCCAGUGCAGAGGGCUGCUGGAGGGCUGUGCUGAGAGGGAGAGGAGCAGAGAUGCUGCUGAGGGUGGAGGGAGGCCAGGCUGCCAGGUCUGGGGCUCGGGGCCAGGUGGAGUGAGAAACUGGGAUUCCAGGGGGAGGGCACAGCUGAGGGGGCAACCCAGGUUAGGUAAGAACAAUUCUCUCAGUAGCCUUUUCCUACAGGUGGUUACAUUCUUGGCAAUGGUCAUGGGAACCCACAUCUACAGUCUUCGGCUCCAGAAGGACUGCAGCCACUGGCCCAGCUGCUGCUCCAGCAAAGGGCAGGACCUCUGUGAGGAGUGGCUGAAGUGGAACACUGUGCCUGUGCCUCCCUCGGAGCCUGCUAGCCUCCCCCACCACCCAGAAUCCUGCAGGGCCAGCGAAGAUGGACCCCUCAACAGCAGGGCCAUCUCCCCCUGGAGAUAUGAGUUGGACAGAGACUUGAACCGGCUCCCCCAGGACCUGUACCACGCCCGCUGCCUGUGCCCACACUGCGUCAGCCUACAGACAGGCUCCCACAUGGACCCCCAGGGCAACUCAGAGCUGCUCUACCACAACCAGACUGUCUUCUACCGGCGGCCGUGCCGUGGCGAGCAGGGCACCCACAAGGGCUACUGCCUGGAGCGCAGGCUGUACCGUGUUUCCUUGGCUUGUGUGUGUGUGCGGCCCCGUGUGAUGGCCUAGCCGGACUGGUUGGAGGCUAGUCCCUUUUUGGGAAAACUGGAGCCAGGUGUACAACCACUUGCCACAAAGGGCCAGGACACACAGAUACUUGGCCCCUGCAAAGGGCCAUCUGGAGCAGAAGGAUCCUGGGACAGGAUGGGGGACUUUGGGGGAAACCUGCACUUUUGCACGUUUUGAAAAGAGCAGCUGCUGCUUAGGGCCGCUGGAAGCUGGUGUCCUGGCAUUUUCUCUCAGGAAAGAUUUUGAUAGUUCUGCCCAUUUCUGGAGGUCACCACUUCUGUCUCUUCCUCUCUUCCCAUCUCCUGCUACCCUGGCCCAGCACAGGCACUUUCUGGAUAUUUUCCCCUUGCUGGAGGAGAGCUCCUCGUUUUAUUUGCUGGUUUGUUUACCCAUCACUCAGUGAGCAUCUAUUUUGGGUGCAUUCUGGUAUACUUACUAGUCUUUUGACAUGGAUGAUUCUGAGGAGGAAGCUGUUAUUGAAUGUAGAGAUUUAUCCAAAUAAAUAUCUAUAUUU
Molecule: messenger RNA, 1432 nt
Organism: Callithrix jacchus (white-tufted-ear marmoset)
Lineage: Eukaryota; Metazoa; Chordata; Mammalia; Primates; Cebidae
Source: RefSeq, a predicted model, not a curated record